AUGGAGACACCGGGACCGGGACGCCCUCAGGCUACGGGGUCACGCAUAACCGGGACCCUUCGAUGCCCCGGGGCCGGGCCGCCUACCUGGGUCAAGGUCGCGGCGGUCCCGUCCCGUCAGCGCCGCACCUGGGGAGGGCAGAGGAGGCGUUGGAGGCGUUGGGCGCGGGGCCGGGACCCCCGGGACCCCGCGGGCCUGAGCCCCUCGCCCACGGCACUGCGGCCCGCUCGGACCCGUCGCCGCCGCGGCCUCCUCACCCCCGACACCGCCCGGGCCGGGCCGGUCCCUCCGGCCCCGCGCGGCCAAGGGCGGGCGGCGGCCCGGGAACCCGGCACCGCGGCAGAAGGGCGGCUGGACAUGCCCCGAGGCCCGCCCCGCUCCCCGCACCCCCCGCUCCCGGUGUCCCCGCUGACGGUGCCCCCAUUCCCGGUGUUCCGGAGCCCCCCGGCCCCUCCCGGUCCGCCCCAGCGCCGCCGCUCACCGCCCGCCCCCGCCACGGGCCCCGCGCUCCCGACGCCAUCUUCCCGCCGCGCCCGACGCACCGCGCGCGCCGGCCACGCCCACCGCUCCCGGGACACGCCCGUACCUCCGUGGGCGUGGCCUGCCUGGAAAAGCCCGAGCGCUCAUUGGCUACUCAGUGAGGGGGCGGGGCCGGGCGGGGCCGGGCGGAGCCGGAGCGCGUGGGAACCGGGAAUCGGGAGCAGCGGCACGGGGACACACCGGGACACACCGUCACGGGGACACACCGACACCGGGACACACCGGAACCGGGACACCGGGACACACUGGGACACACCGGGACACACCGGCACGGAGACACACCGGCACCGGAAUCCUCGGAACUCCUGCACACUGCACUUCCCGGAACUGACCUCCUCGGAAUCGGGCCCCGCGGACACGGCCAGUGCCGCAGGAGCUCCGUGGCUGGGUCCCCUUGAGAAACCAUACCUGGCACCGGGGCAGGCGCAGACCCUGGCAGGUGCUGAGGUGCGCAGGAUCCCCGCUGUGGAGGAUGCGGACCCUCGGCUCCCUCCUGUCCCACCGCAGGGCCAGGCUCCAGCCCUGCAGCACCUCUGGACCCACGGCCACAGCCAGGGCUGCUCCACUGCCACCCCCUGGAACUGGACCCUGGACCCUGCUGGGGACUGGCACUACAGAUGGAUCAGCCUCAUGGUGCUGCCCAUCCUUUACAACUGGGUUGUCCUCAUCCUCAGGUGCUGCUUCCCUGAGGUGCAGGAGGCACACAGGGGGCUAUGGAAGGUCCUGGACGGAUUCAGCGAUGCAUUGUACCUGCUGGACAUCGCCGUGCACUGCCACACAGGUUUCCUGGAGGAUGGGAUCCUGGUGCGGGAUGUCAGCCGGACGCGGUGGCGCUACCUGGGCUCCUGGACCUUCCCCUGGGAUGUGAUGGCCGUGCUGCCCACCGAGCUGCUCUGUCUGCUCCCAGGGGUCCCAAGGGUCCCAGGGGUGCCAGCAGCACGUGCCAACCGCUGCCUACGGGUGCCACGACUCUUCGAGGCCUUCGACCGGUGCGAGACGCGCACAGGAUGGCCCAACGUGUUCCGCGUGGCCAAGCUGAUGCUGUACCUGCUGCUGGGCAUCCACUGGCACGGCUGCCUCUACUUCGCACUGUCAGAACACCUGGGGCUGGGCGUUGACCCCUGGGUCUGCCCCAGCUCCGCCCGACCUCUGCGCCGCUACCUGCACAGCUUCUACUUCUCCACGCUGGUCCUGGCCAUGGUGGGUGACACGCCAGCACCACAGCGUGAGGAGGAGUUCCUCUUCCUCACCGCCGGCUUCCUCCUGGCCGUGCUGGGCUUCGCCACCAUCACCGGCGGCAUCAGCACCGUCAUCGUCAACCUCAGCUCAGCCACCGCUGCCUUCUACCCCGAUGCGGGGCCGGUGCGGCGGUACCUGCGGGCGUGGGGCGUGGGCGGGCGGCUGGCAGGGCACGUCGUGCGCUGGCACCAGCACCUGCGGGCGCAGCGCAAGCUGCCGGCAGAGUGGGAGGUGCUGCAGCACCUGCCGCAGGGGCUGCGGGCCGAGGUGGCCGCCAGCGUGCACCUGGAGGCCCUGCGGCGCGUUGGGCUGUUCCGCAGCUGGGAGCACGGCGUGCUGCGGCAACUGGUGCUGCGCCUGCGACCGCAGGUCUUUGGGCCCGGUGAGUUCGUGUGCCGGCGAGGGGAUGUGGGCCGUGAGAUGUACUUCAUCCGCGAGGGCCACCUGGCUGUGGUGGCCGAGGACGGUGUCACGCAGUUGGCUGUUCUGGGCGAGGGGCUCUACUUCGGGGAGAUCAGUCUCAUCAACAUCAAGGGCAACACGGCAGGGAACCGGCGCACGGCCAACAUCCUGAGCAUCGGGUACUCAGACCUGUUCUGUCUGGGCAAGGAGGACCUGGCGGAGGUGCUGGCCGAGUUCCCCUGUGCCCGUGCUGCCAUGGAGGCCAAGGGCCGGGAGCUGCUGCUGCGCAUGGGCCGGCUCAACACGGAAGCCGAGGCGGCAGCGUUGGCGGCCGAGGCCGAGGCGCAGCGGCGGCUGCAGGGGCUGGAGGUGGCCCUGGAGGGGCUCCAGACCCGGGCAGCCCGACUGAUGGCACAGCUGGAGGCCAGCGCCCUGCGCAUGGCCCUGCGUGUCCAGCGCCUUGAGGGACGGCUGCGGCAGCAGCGACGGGACAAGGCAGCACGGACGGAUGGGGCAGCAGGAAUGGCCUCGCCGCAGCGGCCUGCCAGGACACAGGGCCUUGCUGGGGGACAGGGCCCUCCUGGAGUGCAGGGCUCACCCGAGGCACAGGUUCGGGACUCCAGCCCCGCCGAGCCGUCCCAGGGCAACCGCAGGGACGCGGUGGCAAACACCGCGGUGGCGGCGGUCGCCGUCGCCCGGUGCCUCAAGAGGGCUCCCGGCGAGGCCCCCCCCCCCCCCCCACCAAGAUGCCCGAGCCGCCCGGGACUCCGGCUGCCGCCCGCACCCCCCGGGCUCCCCUCGCCGCCGCCACCGCCCCCCGCCCCCAGCCCGCCCCGCGCCGGGCGCCGCCCCCGCUUAUCCACCGGCGGAUCCGAGCGGAUCGGAGCCUCGUCCCUCCCGGAGCCUCCCGGUGCCUGA
Molecule: messenger RNA, 3099 nt
Organism: Cinclus cinclus
Lineage: Eukaryota; Metazoa; Chordata; Aves; Passeriformes; Cinclidae
Gene: CNGA4
Product: cyclic nucleotide gated channel subunit alpha 4
Exons: 9
Coding region: 1-3099 (1032 amino acids)
Biological process (GO): monoatomic cation transmembrane transport
Cellular component (GO): intracellular cyclic nucleotide activated cation channel complex; plasma membrane
Molecular function (GO): intracellularly cAMP-activated cation channel activity; intracellularly cGMP-activated cation channel activity; protein-containing complex binding
Source: RefSeq, a predicted model, not a curated record